AUGCCGAAUCGAGGAUUGAUUGAUUAUGCUCAUCUGCGCCUACGUGAAGCUCAUCCUGGGCCCAAUCAAUAUAAGCUGAAACCAGUUAUUGGAGCAAAUUCUGAUAGUUUGAAGAAAAGCAUUUCCAAUCGCAUCAAAGGUAACGCCACGUCUUCAGCGAACGCAGCGACGGUGGGUCCUGGGACGUAUCUCAUCGCCUCCAGUAUUGGCACCGGACGCGCGGCGGAUUUCAGUCCGCACUCAGCGAAUAAUGAUGCAAAAAUGUCUCCCUUAAUGAGAAGUCCAACUCUCGCUUUCAGGGGUGAUUCUGCAAAGUCAGCGCGCAGGUCGCGUAAUGCGUCCCCACACUUUUCAAGGUCUUCGUCAGAGAUAAAGAGGAACACUUCUAACGAGGAGCGUCAUUUGGUUCCCGGUAGCCCUGCAUUUACCAUAAGAGGACGCCUAAAGGGCUAUUUUGAUGUGACGCCCGGUAAUACAUGUCUAGGCACUUAUACCCUUCCCAGCUGCUUCGACAGCCCAUCACGAAAAAACCCAUUAGAUGGAACCUUUGGUGGGCGCCAUGAGGCACCUGAAGAACGAGAAAAAAGAUAUAUUCCAGGUCCUGGCACAUACAAUGCAACACCCCUAGAUAGCGCGAGAGCGAUAAGGAUACUUGACCGCACUGACCGCUGUGCUAGUCGCGGUCAAGGGAAAGAGGGAUCUGGCCAUAUGGGUGGGCCCGGCCCUGCCGCGUAUGGGGACCCCACUACCAUCGCCCAUCGCCUGCGGAAGCAAAUUCCUGCUUACCAGCAAUGGACAGGAGUGACCACGUUUGCUAGCCGUCCAGAUUCCUCACUAGAGGAAUUCCGUAGCAGCAUGACCCCCGGGCCGGGGGCGUAUAACUUAGCUCAGGCUUCUGACUUUCUCGAUUUGCACAAAAAUCAUUCCACAGUAGUGUUGCGACCUGCCACGGUUUCCAGUGAAUCAGCACGUCAGGCGGGUCGGUUAAAAGGCACGAACAACGGUAGUGGCGACAGUGGACAAGAAACAAGGCCACUAUCCCAUUAUAUUACACUACCCUCAGACUUUGAUCACGACUGUCGUAAAGGCGUGCCAAUGUUGGGCCGGAAUUGGGCGGGAUGCUGCAAUCCCAGUAAUAAGGUACAUGCAAAUGAUACCACUAAACUCCAAAAUACUACGCGUUGUACAAAGAAAACUGAGUCAUUUCAUCUGGCCGAUCGAUUCUUGCGGACGUUACCAGCUGGGGGACGCUUUGCAUCGCACCCCUAUGGUGCAGAGCCUUCCGAGCGUAUCCGCAAACAUACUGUUUCGGAAACUGAUGGAAAAGAUAUGAAGUCCUUGGAUCAGGAUGUGAAGAACUCAAUCCCAGGACCCGGGAGCUAUGAUCCAAAGCUUGAUGCCGUUCUUCCGCGAACCACAUGCGCCAUCUUGAGUGGAAGCCCACACGCAAGUGCGGGGGCAGCCUAUGGCGAACUGACCGCUGUAAGCUCCGCAGCCCAGCAGCUCGACGCGAACGGUGUGAGUUUAACGGGGAAGCAAAAGAAUCCCUCGCCCGGUCCUGGCCACUACUACCCAGACCACACGGUUACCUACCCCAAAGUCAGUGCAACGACGUUCAGCAAGGGGGACUUUCAUGUGCGGAAUGGAAUGCCGCCCUGGGCUAUGACGGAGGCCGCGUCCCGUCCCGGCGCGGGGGCGAACUAUAAUGACACCACAUUGUAUAGUCGAAGUAUCACAGGGGACGUGAUGCACGGGAUUCAUGCUAAAACCUUCGGUACGAGGUACCCUGCGCGAGCUUUGUAUCAGGUGUGCAAACAGCGAGAUGAAACCACGAACACUAAUUGCAUUUACCCAGACGAGUACGCGUUUUAUUUUGGUUCGAUUGAAACUAAUGACAAAACUGUAAAAUAA
Molecule: messenger RNA, 1911 nt
Organism: Phytomonas sp. EM1
Lineage: Eukaryota; Euglenozoa; Kinetoplastea; Trypanosomatida; Trypanosomatidae
Source: the annotation of a GenBank genome assembly